AGUGGCAGUGUAGCACUAGUUAUAAAUACUUGGCAAGCAAAACAGGGGCCGAGGGGCGGAAGAGACCUUCUCACUCAUCCUCACACAGGCUGUUUCACUGACUGCCCACCUGACUUGUCCUUCUCUGUAUAUAUUUACAUGUAGUCCCGGCAGUUUUCUUUCUCUAUCUCUUCCUCAUCACUCCCUACACAUCUCCAUCUAUAGUUUAUUCAUUUGUAACCAAAUCACGACAACGUGGAUGACUGGGAGUGCUGACUGGUCUUUCGCCAUUAUAUUAGCUUUUAAAGCUAACAGACAACACUGAUCUCAGGCUCUCUCAGACCUCUCGUACACUCUCACUCUUUCUUCCUAUCCUUUUCAAAGCUUAGAUUAUUACAUUAUUUGUCUGUCACUGUGUUGCUUUCUUGUACUCCUGCUACCGCUACCAUAACUUGACUACAAAUACUUGCUUCUCAUUUUUACUGGUACUACUUAUUCAUUCCCUCUGCUUCUUUCUUUACAUCCCUACAGCGGUUUCUAUUCUCAUUCUCCAUCCAUUUUUCAUUCGAACUCUCCCUUAUAAUGCAUACCCUUUCGACCUCCCUUUCUGUACUUUGAACUUCGAGAGAAAAAAAGGAAUACCCAUCAAAACCCAAUACCAAUAUAAGAGAGAGAGAGAGAGAGAGAGAGAGAGGUAAACGAGAGAUGCAUCGGUGCAGCAGCCCUCACUGUAAUACGACGGUCGGUCCUUGCUCAUGUGGUGUUUUCCACCCUCAUCAGGGAAGCUCCUUCUCCAUGUUAUUCUCCAUGGCGAACCACAAUCCAAUCGAUGAGAUGGACACAUACCCGAUCACUUCCUCUUCAGCUUCUGUGGACUGUACUCUCUCUUUAGGAACGCCAUCCACCCGCCAAACGGAAGAUAAAUCGAUAGGUCGUCACCGACGGUCUGGCUCGUCGUGCAUGUCUAAUCUUUGCUGGGAUAUAUUUCAGACCAAGCAGCCUCCUCAAUCAUCAGUGACCCAUAAGAGCAGCCGAGGAGGUAGCAGCAACACUGGCGCUGUACUCAAUAACUUGAAUGGGGAUCCGCUCCUGGCUCGAAGGUGCGCCAACUGUGACACGACAUCUACACCACUUUGGAGGAAUGGACCCAGAGGCCCCAAGUCGCUUUGCAAUGCGUGUGGAAUCCGUUACAAGAAAGAAGAAAAGCGAGCAACAACCACGACAAACAGUACUGCUGCUGCUUCUGCGCUGCUCAUGGAGCCACAGCAGUUCAUGAGCCAUCAAUACCACUCAUGGACUCACCACAUCCAGACCCAGAAGAUAGCAUCCAUGUCCCCGGCUCUGGGUAAUGAAUUCAGGUUCAUCGAAGACGACGAUAGAGAUUCCAGCACCACUGGUAUUCCUUUCCUUUCAUGGCGUCUCAAUGUCCCGGAUAGGCCAAGCCUCGUUCAUGACUACACAUGAAGAUGAUGAUGCCAAUGAUGGUCAUCGUAUACUUUUCAUUCUGUUUUUUUUUCUCCGUCCUUAUAGAUAGCAGAUGGAGUGAAAUAGCCAUAAUUAUAUGAUGUUGUUUAACUUCUAUCAGUUCUUUAAUUUCUAUUGGGUCCAUAUUACCUUUCUUGCCUGCUGCUCUUGUUCUUCUGGAUCGAUAAUCCUUCCAUUGAGCGAAAUCCUAUAAUAUAUAAUAUUUCUUGUUCUUGUUCUUGUU
Messenger RNA from Nelumbo nucifera (sacred lotus), 1687 nucleotides. Its product is annotated as GATA transcription factor 18-like. The record is from RefSeq and is a predicted model, not a curated record. Gene Ontology annotation, molecular function: sequence-specific DNA binding; zinc ion binding. Lineage: Eukaryota; Viridiplantae; Streptophyta; Magnoliopsida; Proteales; Nelumbonaceae. Gene Ontology annotation, biological process: regulation of DNA-templated transcription.